Molecule: messenger RNA, 1278 nt
Organism: Cololabis saira (Pacific saury)
Lineage: Eukaryota; Metazoa; Chordata; Actinopteri; Beloniformes; Belonidae
Gene: ankrd53
Product: ankyrin repeat domain 53
Exons: 6
Coding region: 1-1278 (425 amino acids)
Biological process (GO): regulation of mitotic spindle organization; positive regulation of microtubule polymerization; regulation of mitotic cytokinesis
Cellular component (GO): spindle pole
Molecular function (GO): protein binding
Source: RefSeq, a predicted model, not a curated record
AUGCAGUGGAGGGAAGAGGUCAUGGAGGGGAUCUUUGUCCAGGGACUUGAGCUGAAAGUCAAACACGAAAGAGCUUUACAGCGAAGGAUCCCCAUGAGCGUCACGGGACGUGACCGAGGUCAAAGGAGGCUGCGUGGGAAAGUGUCCCGCAGAGAUCCAUGGGCGGGUGCCCAGGUGUCUGCUGCUGCUGCCGCUGCUGCCGCUGGGAGCGCACAGAGGCCGGAGAGAGGACAGGGUCCACCAGCGCUCCAUGUGACCAGGCUUUAUGGGGAAGUGGCUUCAGUUGAGCUCAUGGUGGGGUCCACGGUGGAGCAGAUCAACGGCAGAGAUUCUUUGGGUUCCCAUCCCAUUCACUCGGUCCUUUCCCCCCAGUACCCACAGAACAAAUCAGCCAGCCUCAAAUACCUGCUGGAGCAAAAGGCUGAUGUCAACGUCCCCGCACACUCAGGGCAGACACCACUACACCUGGCUGCCUCCGAGGGCUUCCUUGACUGUGCAGAGAUCCUGGUGAAGGCUGGAGCAGAUGUGCUGGCAAAGGACAGCAACGGACAUACUCCACUGGACCUGGCCCGCAUCUGGUGCCGUCGUAAAGUAGCAAGAUACCUGAAAAAUUGUUCAUGGGAGGCAGAAAAGAAGCUAGAACUGAAGGAAAGACAGCUGCUUCAAGCACUGCACAGGGAUCUUGUGGAUCUUGUGACCAAGCAGAAUGAUCUUAGUAAAAGGAAACUUACCGAUGAGAAGAUGGCAGAGUGGGCAACCAAGAAAGGCUUUGCUCCCCUGAAGGACUUCUCCCCCAGAGUGCGUGUGAGCCUGUACCACACCAAGUGUCUCUCAUCAGACCAGACCCGCACGAAUCCCAAAUGGAUGAAGGGCUUGAGUAAACAACACCAACCAGAAGACUCUGAGGAAGACAAGCUCACCCCCGCAAAGCAAACAGCAGCUCCAUCUCCCAGCCCCUGGUCCAUCUUCAUCAACCUCCAGCCAGAGGAGACACCAACCGGGAUGGACCUCAGGAAAUGUGUCACCUUAUCGAGGGACAGCCGCAGCCGGCAGCUGCAGUAUACUACCAAGUGGGAUUGUAUGUCUCACCCCACCCCUAACUUGUCUCAGGAUAUGGUUGAGAGGGUGUUGUUCCCUAGAGCCUUCCCCGCGAGGUUAGCCGAGCCACAGAAAAUUGAUGAGGGCCAGCAUCGAAGAAACCCCCAGGGAGGGAGCACAUGCAUCUGGACAGAGGUGGCUACGCACCUUGCAGAGGUACUAGAGGCAGGACAUCACUGA